Benincasa hispida (wax gourd) is the source of this 712-nucleotide messenger RNA. RefSeq names its product glycine-rich protein. NCBI's taxonomy places the organism in Eukaryota, Viridiplantae, Streptophyta, Magnoliopsida, Cucurbitales, Cucurbitaceae. The record is from RefSeq and is a predicted model, not a curated record. Gene Ontology annotation, biological process: calcium ion transport; endoplasmic reticulum calcium ion homeostasis. Gene Ontology annotation, cellular component: Golgi apparatus; endoplasmic reticulum membrane.
AUUCGCACAAAUCAUUGUUAAAAAGGAAGCGGAAACCUCUCGUUGAUCCAAAACUCACGAUCACGGUAAUUCGGCCGCCAGCUUUUAGAAUAUCGCUUCUUUCGUUUCGACCCCGAGAAAGCUCUGGAAAGUCUCCCAUGGCGUACGUUGAACGAGGUGUUGUGAAAUCCCAGAGAUCAUUUUGGCGUCUCAAAACUAUAACUGAUUUCUUUUGGGCCAUCAUAAACGUUAUUGGUGUGUUUUUUACCACAUUGUUUUCGAUGGAGAAAUCAGAGGCAUAUAGAAAAGGAUCCGGUUCAGGGAAGAAAUGGGACGGUGGUGGCCCUGGAGGUCCUGGCUCAGGGCCCUAUGGUCGUCCUCGUGGUCCACCUCGCGGUCUAGACAAUGUUCGAGGGAUCGAUCACAGCUCAUUACCUGCCUGUGGCUCGUGCUGUGGCUAAGUUUUGGUUGCUUCAAUGGUGCGUCUACAUAAAAGCUGUCUCUCUGGACAAUGUUAUUUCAAUUUAAAGUUGUGGGACGUGUUGUAAAUGUUGAUGGAAUGUUAUCUGCGAAUAUAUCUUAGUAUAUUAUAUGCCAAAGAAAAACGUAAAUCCUGGAUCAACAAGGUUCUCUCAUCAUCUCAUUUUUCGGCAUACUUUUACAUAUAAAAUACCAAACAUGCUUUAUAAUGUAACGUAGUUACCCAUUAUUAAUAUAUUAUUGUCAAGGUGAA